This is a messenger RNA of Mytilinidion resinicola, 2706 nucleotides long. RefSeq names its product DNA mismatch repair protein MutS. Bases 1 to 2706 code for a protein of 901 amino acids. Gene Ontology annotation, molecular function: ATP binding; ATP-dependent DNA damage sensor activity; mismatched DNA binding. The transcript has 10 exons. The record is from RefSeq and is a predicted model, not a curated record. Lineage: Eukaryota; Fungi; Ascomycota; Dothideomycetes; Mytilinidiales; Mytilinidiaceae. Gene Ontology annotation, biological process: mismatch repair. Gene Ontology annotation, cellular component: nucleus.
AUGCUCAGGUUUGGCCACUGCAUUGUCCUUACCCGCGUUGGUGGCUUCUAUGAGCUAUUUUUCGACCAUGCUGAAACUUACGGACCUCUUAUGAACUUGAAAGUUUCAAAACGGAAAGGCAGCACUGUGCCCAUGGCUGGAUUUCCUGCCCAUCAACUCGAGCGCUUUCUCAAGAUUUUGGUACAAGAUUUGAACAAGUCUGUCGCCGUCAGCGAAGAAAUCCCCAAUGAUGCUUCGAAAAAAGUCAAAUCUGGAGAGCUCAAGUUUGACCGCAAAGUUACUCGCAUCAUCACACCCGGAACGUUGAUUGAUGAGAGUUUCAUGGACCCCUGGAAGAACAAUUACCUACUCAGCAUUCAUGUUGACCAUGAAGCCCUCAAGUCUCUCGAUCCUGUCCAAGAUACGCCUGGUAUGGACAAAGUACCCUCAGUACUGAAUCUGCCUCGAACAGAAGUGGGUCUGGCAUGGGUUGACCUUUCAAGCGGGGACUUCCUUACGCAAAGUACGGAUGUUGCCUCUCUACCAUCGGCUGUUGCGCGAAUCGGACCGCGUGAAAUCAUUCUGGACAGCAGCUUCAAAGACCAACGGGAAUCACGCAUUGUUUCCAUGCUUCAAGAGGAUGGUUAUGUCAUCACUUAUCAAGAGCCUCUAGGGCAAAAGCUCGCGCUUGCAGACUGGAUUCCGAUGCUCGAAGAUGUGAUAGAGGACUUUGAUACGACGAAUUUCAGCCCGGCAGAAGUGGCUGCUGGUGGAUCUCUCCUACAUUAUGUUAAUACGCAGCUACAAGGCUCGAAGGCGAGGUUGCAAGCUCCAAUCAGCCACCAGCCUGAGAAUUUCAUGAGUAUCGACAGGAAUAGCUUGAGAGCUUUGGAGAUUCGAACGACGAUGAGAGAUGGACGACAGGAAGGCAGCUUGCUUCACACACUUAGGAAGACUGUGACGAAAAGCGGCACUCGCCUUCUGAUCGAACGACUUACUGAGCCUUCGAUGUCUUUACCUGUCAUCAAUGAUCGACUAGAUCUAGUCGAAGAGAUGCUAGAAUACCCACAACUCCAGCAAGAUCUCGUCAUCCAACUCCGCCGUACUUUCGACACUCUCAGGCUGGUUCAAAAGUUCUCGUUCGGCCGAGGUGAUGCAGAUGACCUUGUUGAGCUAUCAAAAACGAUUUUUAGGACUACGGACAUCGCUAAUCUGGUGGCGGAGCAUUCGUCAUCCCGUAACGCUAUAUCAUUGGACGCUGAAGCAACCGAAGCUGAUACACGCCGCCGAGGAUGUCUUUCUUCGCUGUCUAACCGGUUUGAUCUGGUGUCUCCAAUGAAGCUUGCAUCCCGGAUCUUGGAAGCUAUCGACGAAGACGGGUUGUCCGAGCGACACAGGCUUGAAGAUGACGAAAAGAGCGCAAUAGCUGAGAUGGCUCAAGACGUGCUCGGCCAAGAAGCCGGAGAGGAAGACUUGAAGCAAAUGCCGAAGAAAAUCCGACCAAAAUCUAAUGCCAUAGCACCUAGCUUCAAAAGCGCAACUGACGGUAGAGAUGACAUCUGGAUCAUGAGACGAAGCGCUAGUAAAAACCUGACCAAGUUACAUGACGCUCUAGAUCAUCUCACUGGACAAAAGACAGAGCUUGAGUCCAACCUCAAGAAGAGGCUAGGUGCCGAAAGUCUAACGCUGAAAUGGACCCCAAACCUCGGCCAUAUUUGUCAUGUCAAGGGGAAGGAUGUCGCACGUGCCGCGACUCAACUCACGAAGAGUGUCAGCAGCACCAAAUCAACACGAUCGUUCCACCUUCUCGAAUGGACGCACUUAGGAACGCAACUUGACGAGACAAGGUUUCGGAUUCGAUCAGAGGAGACUAGGGCACUAGGAGACCUUCGCGCGGAGGUGGUUCAGAACCUCGUGAAGUUGAGACGAAACGCUGCAGUGCUGGACGAGCUUGAUGUCGCUUGCUCUUUUGCAGUGCUGGCUCUGGAGAAGAGUCUCGUUCGACCCAUUUUGAAUUCGGGUACGACACAUAAUAUAGUUGGUGGAAGGCAUCCAGUUGUUGAGGCUGGCCUUGGAGACCAAGGUCGUAAUUUUACCUCCAACGACUGUGCAGUAGGAGAAGAUGAACGUAUUUGGCUGAUCACAGGGCCCAACAUGGCCGGUAAAAGUACAUUCCUUCGCCAGAAUGCCCUCAUAUCGAUCUUGGCCCAGACGGGAUCCUUUGUCCCCGCGGAGUAUGCAGAAAUUGGAUUGGUGGACAAGGUGUUCAGCAGAGUUGGCUCCGCAGACAACCUCUAUCAAGACCAGUCAACCUUUAUGGUGGAGAUGCUUGAGACUGCUCAAAUUCUCAAGCAGGCUACACCACGGUCCUUCGUCAUCAUGGACGAGGUCGGUCGCGGCACCACUCCUGAAGACGGCGUAGCAGUUGGCUACGCCUGUCUACAUCAUCUUCACAACGUGAAUCAGUGCCGUGCGUUAUUCGCGACCCAUUUCCAUGCGCUCGCCGAUAUGACUAAGGAUUUCGAGUCGCUUGGUUGCUACAGCACGGACGUUGCCGAGGAACCUGAUGGGACUUUCUCAUAUGUUCACAGACUUCGGAAAGGCGUCAACAGGCGGUCUCAUGCCUUGAAAGUAGCAAGGGUAGCCGGACUCCCGGAAGAGGCAAUUGAGAUCGCCGCCAGAGUGUUAUCCCAAUCGAUGCCGGCUCAUCCUUCCACGACACGCUAG